Microdochium trichocladiopsis is the source of this 2415-nucleotide messenger RNA. Its product is annotated as kinesin light chain 1. Lineage: Eukaryota; Fungi; Ascomycota; Sordariomycetes; Xylariales; Microdochiaceae. Bases 1 to 2415 code for a protein of 804 amino acids. The record is from RefSeq and is a predicted model, not a curated record. Gene Ontology annotation, molecular function: protein binding; ADP binding. The transcript has 4 exons.
AUGCGGCUACUACAACGAGAUGACGCCAACAACUACACCCUCACGGACGAUCUGCGCGCCGACGACAUCCCCUCCUACGCAAUCCUUUCCCACACCUGGGGUGUCGACGAGGUCAUCUACACUGAUGUACAGACGAGCUCAACCGACUGGCAACAGAAAGUCGGCUACAGAAAGAUCCAGUUCUGCGCCGACCAGGCCAAGCGACAUGGCCUGCAGCAUUUCUGGGUAGACACCUGUUGUAUCGACAAAUCUGACGCUAUCGAACUCCAGACUGCAAUCAACAGCAUGUUCAGAUGGUACCGUAGCGCGAAACGAUGCUAUGUUUUCCUGUCCGACGUCUGCUGUCCUUCGACCUCCAGUCAGCAGCCAGGCGUGACGUCGUGGGAGGCUGCGUUACGAGCCAGUCGGUGGUUCACACGGGGCUGGACACUGCAAGAGCUUAUCGCCCCGCAGAUUGUCGAGUUUUACUCCAAGGAAGGUGUUUUUCUGGGAGAUAAGAGGUCUCUGGAAGCUGUCAUACGCGACGUGACAGGUAUUCCUGCCCAGGCUUUACGAAAUACAUCCUUAUCCCAUUUUACGACUUCAGAACGUGAGGCGUGGGUGCGCAACCGGGAAACAAAGUACGAGGAAGACAUGGCAUACUCGCUGCUUGGAAUAUUUGGCGUUUAUAUGCCACUCAUCUACGGCGAGGGUCGCGAACAAGCACAGCGGAGGUUGCGAGAAGAAGUCCAGAAAUCUGUGAAAGGCACCUACCACAACAACUUUCAGAUCAGCUUUAGCAUGUCUGGCGUCCCCGAGACUCUACAUUUCGUAGCAAGGGAUCGAGAAGUUGCUGAGAUGCGAAGAAUGCUGUGCUCAGAUGGAAGCCGUUGCACUGUCGUCCUCCAUGGCCUCGGCGGCAUUGGCAAGACACAGCUCGCUGCAACGUAUAUCAAACGAUACCGGGAAGAGUACUCGGCGAUCUUCUGGCUCAAUAUCAAAGACGAAGCGUCCAUCCAACAGAGCUUUGCUAGGGUGGCAGCGCAGAUCUUGGAACAGCAUCCGGAUAUCGGCAGCCUCAAGGGACUUAAUCUGCAGCAAGACCACGACGAGAUCAUUCAGGCCGUGAAGGCUUGGCUCAGCUUACCAGGCAAUACCAGAUGGCUUCUUGUGUACGACAACUACGACGACCCAAAGCUUCCCGGGCGUGUGAGCGCUACAGCGAUUGAUAUACACCAGUUUCUGCCUACGGCAUAUCAGGGCUCAAUUAUUGUCACGACACGGUUAUCGCAAAUCGACAUAGGGCAUCACAUUCGGAUUGAGAAACUCGAAUCCGAAUCGGAGGGUUUGCAAAUACUGUCAGAGGCAUCAGGCCGCAAUGGCUUACAAGAUGAUGAUGAUGCGAAAGAACUCGUACGAGAACUUGACGGGCUUCCUCUUGCUCUUGCUACAGCUGCAGCAUAUCUGAAGCGUGUCCCAAUCAGCUUCCGCCACUACCUCCGCCACUACCGGGAAUCUUGGACAAGACUCACGGGUAAUCUGAAUCUCGGUUCUUACGCAGACCGUACCUUAUGUUCAACGUGGCAGCUGUCAUAUGCACUUGUUCAGGCACAGAACCCGCUUGCAGCUCAUCUGCUCCAGUGGUGGGCUUACUUCAACAAUGACGACAUCUGGUAUGAUCUUGUCAAAUUUGGCAGCGAAGACGGCCCCGCGUGGAUGAAGCAGCUAUCAGAAGAGCUCAACUUUUACGAUGCGAUGGGCGUACUCCAUGACUACGGGCUUGUCGAACCUACAAACAUGUUCCAGGAGCCACAAGGGUACAGUAUCCACAGUUGUCUCCAUUCUUGGACGAUUCACAUAUUGAACGAGAAGCGGGACGGUUGCUUGAAUGAGCUUGCAUUUGGAAGUGUGGCAUCACAGGUUCCUUCGCACGAAGAAGCCGAAUAUUGGCUUCUUCAGAAGAGGCUCAUACCACAUGCUAUCCAGUCUUCUUCAACAGUACAAGAGAGCGACAGUUCUUCAAGUUGGGCCUUUCAUUGUCUAGGUUAUCUUUAUGCUGACCAGGGGAAUCUGGGCGAGGCCGAGAAGAUGUACUUACGGGCGCUCCAUGGAACAGUUCACAACCUUGGGAUCCUUUACAACGAACAGGGGAAGCUGGGCGAGGCCGAGAAGAUGUACUUACGAGCGCUCCAUGGUCAUGAGAUAGCACUAGGACCGGAUCACACAUCAACACUUGGAACAGUCAACAACCUUGGGAACCUUUACGCUGAUCAGGGGAAGCUGGGCGAGGCCGAGAAGAUGUACUUGCGGGCGCUCCAUGGAUACGAGAGGGCACUAGGACCGGAUCACACAUCAACACUUGGAACAGUCAACAACCUUGGGAUCCUUUACAGAGAACAGGGGAAGCUGGGCGAGGCCGAGACGAUGAACUUGUGA